Molecule: messenger RNA, 1720 nt
Organism: Pocillopora damicornis (cauliflower coral)
Lineage: Eukaryota; Metazoa; Cnidaria; Anthozoa; Scleractinia; Pocilloporidae
Product: solute carrier family 2, facilitated glucose transporter member 8
Biological process (GO): carbohydrate transport; transmembrane transport
Cellular component (GO): membrane
Molecular function (GO): sugar transmembrane transporter activity
Source: RefSeq, a predicted model, not a curated record
GACGUGAGCUUGGGCUGCCUGUGCUCCUACACGACUGAAAGCCCAAAAUUCCGGGUUCAAAUUCUCUUCUGUACAAAGUUCCUCAAGUUCCUGUUUCACGGUUUUGUUUUUCCGAUUUGGUCUCAAUAGGAGAUUCGCAUGGGAAAACGUUCCAGAAAGGGCACCUUUCUCCCACUUUUCUCCAUAGGGGGUGGUGGGAAAAAAAUAAUAUUAAACAAUUCGUCGCACUCGUGAAGGUGGAUAUUUAAAAAAAGAAACGAUGACAUCAUGUCACAAAUAAAGUGUAUGAGGGAUUGACAGUCGAUUCUUGGCCAGGAUGUCACGCAACGCACGCACGAAAGAAGCUUUGUCCGCGAGGAAGGCUCUGUUUUGGACACCAGUGAAAGAUUAUACUUGAUUUUCACCACUUAAAGCAAGGCUCGUGUUCUUUUUAUGAGUUCAUUUCCCGAAAAUCGGCUGUUUAUUGACCCCACAAUAGAGAACGCUAUCGGUAGGGGGUCGUGACUAAGCAUAACAUCAAUCUACCAACUUCAUCAUGUAAGCAAACACAGAGUGACUUGUUAUGCAAUCGAGUUACAUAAUAGGUCGUCCAGUUCGUGUUAUCCUGGGAGUAUUUAACCUCGGAUGGGAUCCACUUCGUACACACACCUAUUAAAUUUCGAACCUUAACAGGUAGAAGGUUCUUGUCUAACAAACACCAAGCAGCUGAACGAAAACGAAUUAUUCGAAAUGACCGACGUUCUCAUCGAAUACAACCGUCAGAGUUCUUGUCAGUACCAUGGACACGCUGAGAAAGACAGAGUUGGCCGAACAAUUCUUGCAACUUUCAUUGCAGCCCUCGGUCCUCUCAGCUUCGGUUUUUGUAUGGGAUACUCAUCGCCUGCACUGGAGGAUUUACAAAACGCCGAUAAACCGAAUGAUGUCCGAUUAUCCAGCGAACAGGGAUCUUGGUUUUCAUCGUUAAUUGCGAUUGGUGCUAUUUUUGGAUGUUCUGUCGGUGGUCCGGCGAUGGACAGGUUUGGUCGGAAGUUUGCCACCAUGUUGUGCGCAAUACCAUUCGUUCUGGGAUGGCUUCUCAUUAGCUACGCUACGGAUAUUGAAAUGCUUUACGCCGGACGGAUCAUAACAGGAAUUGGAUGUGGAGUAUCGUCACGAGAAGCUUAAUUUGGCAGAUUUGAAGACAUCAGCAAUGGUCAAGCCGUUAAUUAUCAGUGUUGGUCUGGUGAUGUUACAACAAUUAUCUGGAUUCAAUUCAGUGCUCUUUAAUGCUGCAGCUAUUUUCAAAAUAGCGGGAUUCUCAGACGAAAAGCUCGUCUCCUUUAUUAUUGUCUUCGCCCAGCUUAUUGGUAAAACUGCAGCAUGUUUUCUCGUCGACAGGGUUGGCCGUCGAGUUCUCCUCCUGACUGCAUCUUUUGGAAUGACCAUGUCACUUUUGGCACUGGGGAUGUACUUUCAGGUCUACAUUCCUCCAAAUGAUCAUACCAUGGGUAAUGAUACAGCUUCCCAAAUACAAGGUUUUAUCAGCCACUCUGUACCUGCCGAUAAGAUCUCCUGGCUCUCAAUCCUUAGUGUUGUUGUACUCGGACUGACAUUCUCCUUCGCGUGGGGACCGAUGCCGUGGCUCGUCAUCUCUGAAAUAUUUCCCCUUCGGGUCCGUGGCCUCGCAUGCAGUUUUGCUUCCAUAGUAUUUUGGGCAACACUGUUUACAGUCACAAAGACA